ACACUGACUUUACGGUAGUACAAAACAGUUUGUCAUAAGAAUCUCGGGGAAAGGGUUAAGUUAACUAUGGAGAUGGUCAUGGUCUUGGUGGUGGAUGUAUGAGAUCAAGAGAUGAAGAAGGUGGGCAAGUACGAGGUUGGCCGGACCAUUGGUGAAGGCACCUUCUCCAAGGUCAAGUUCGCUCGCAACAUGGAUACCGGUGAUACCGUCGCCAUGAAAGUCCUCGCCAGAACCACCAUCCUCAAGCACCGAAUGGUCAACCAGAUUAAGAGGGAGAUAUCAAUAAUGAAGAUUGUCAGGCAUCCCAAUAUAGUCAGGUUGCAUGAGGUUCUUGCUGGCGAGAUGAAGAUAUACAUCAUUCUAGAAUUUGUUACAGGAGGAGAGCUAUUUGACAAGAUUGCUCAACAAGGAAAAACUCCAUGAAAAAUGAAUCUAGGGAAGUACUUUCAGCAACUCAUUGAUGCUGUUGACUAUUGUCAUAGCAAGGGAGUCUACCAUAGGGACCUGAAGCCAGAAAAUCUUCUUCUUGAUUCACGAGGAAACUUGAAAGUUUCAGAUUUUGGUCUUAGUGCAUUGUCCCAACAGGGAGUUGAUCUUCUUCAUACAACAUGUGGAACUCCAAACUACCUGGCUCCAGAGGUACUAAGCCAUCAAGGGUAUGAUGGGUCAGCGGCGGAUAUUUGGUCAUGUGGAGUCAUCCUGUAUGUUUUAAUGGCUGGUUUCCUUCCCUUUGAUGAGAUUGAUCUUCCAACACUUUACAGGAAGAUAAACGCAGCAGAGUUUUCCUAUCCAUCAUGGUUCUCUGCGGAUGCCAAAUCGUUGAUCAGCAGAAUACUUGAUCCAAAUCCUAAAACUCGUAUUCGCAUUGAAGAAAUAAAGAGUCACCCCUGGUUCAGCCAAAAUUAUGUUGCUGUUAGGCAUCGGGAAGAAGAAGAAGUUAAUCUGGAUGAUGUUAAUGCUGUUUUCAAUGAUAUUAAGGAUCAGUAUGUGUCCGAUAAUGAAGAAGACAAUGAUGGAAGACCUCUCCUAAUGAAUGCCUUUGAGAUGAUUACUCUAUCGCAAGGGCUGAACCUUUCAGUUUUAUUUGACAGACGGCAGGAUUAUGUGAAACGUCAAACCCGUUUUGUCUCACGCAAACCGGCAAAGUCCAUCACAUCAACUAUUGAAAUGGUUGCAAAGUCCAUGGGUUUCAAGGUCCAUUCUAGAAAUUACAAGAUGAGACUUGAAGGAGUAUCUACAAAUAAGACCGGCCAGUUUGUUGUUGUGCUGGAGGUUUUUGAAGUGGCACCUUCACUCUUUAUGGUGGAUGUAAGGAAGGCUGCUGGGAAUACUCUGGAAUAUCACCAGUUCUAUAAGAACUUGCGCAGCAAACUAGAAGACAUCAUCUGGAAACCAGCAGAGGCCACUGAUAGUCCUACGCUUACAAGAACACCUACUUUCUGAUCGGAGAUUUGAAAUUUAUAGGCUAUUUUUUUGCCAUUGCUGGCACUGUAUUGGCUGAAAUAUUGUGUGCUUAUGUGUAGUUUGUUAUUACAAUGACAUGACUUGACUGAUGUUGUGAAAGCUAUGUUUAACUGAAAUUGUAUAUGUAGGAGAAAAUAACAAAUGGCUAAUGUAAAAAGAAUACAAUACAUACGGAAGAUGUAUCAGGCCUUAUAUUUUGAUUUGUUAGCAUACAGUGAACCUCUCACGAA
Messenger RNA from Dioscorea cayenensis subsp. rotundata (Guinea yam), 1694 nucleotides. RefSeq names its product CBL-interacting protein kinase 24-like. Gene Ontology annotation, biological process: signal transduction; protein phosphorylation. The record is from RefSeq and is a predicted model, not a curated record. Gene Ontology annotation, molecular function: ATP binding; protein kinase activity. Lineage: Eukaryota; Viridiplantae; Streptophyta; Magnoliopsida; Dioscoreales; Dioscoreaceae. The transcript is spliced from 14 exons.